Messenger RNA from Aspergillus nomiae NRRL 13137, 1104 nucleotides. Its product is annotated as sterigmatocystin biosynthesis dehydrogenase stcV. NCBI's taxonomy places the organism in Eukaryota, Fungi, Ascomycota, Eurotiomycetes, Eurotiales, Aspergillaceae. The record is from RefSeq and is a predicted model, not a curated record. The transcript is spliced from 5 exons. The coding region runs from base 1 to 1104 and encodes 367 amino acids.
AUGUCUAUCUUUGCCCCUGCACCAAAGCCCCCAAGCCUGCUGGGCUACCACCGUGUGUUAGCACCAUCGCAGGUGAAGGAUUUCAUGGGUGAAUGUAGCAAGGAGCAGUCAUUUGCACUGCUCGAUGCCUUUUACAAACUGGGGGGCAAUUUCCUGGACACAGCGAAUAACUACCAGCAGGAAGAAUCCGAGAUUUGGAUAGGAGAAUGGAUGAAAGAGCGCCGUAACCGUGAUCAGAUGGUAAUUGCAACCAAGUACACAACUGGCUUCCGUACCUCACAUCGCGACACAGAGCCAAUUCAGUCUAAUUUCGUGGGAAAUUCCGUGAAAAGCAUGCGAAUCUCGGUCGACCAAAGUCUAAAAAAGCUCCAGACCGAUUAUAUCGACCUCCUAUAUGUCCACUGGUGGGAUUUUACCUCAUCCGUCGCAGAGGUCAUGCAUGGACUAAACAACUUGGUCAACUCGGGCAAGGUGCUCUAUCUUGGUGUUUCUGAUACCCCGGCUUGGGUGGUUGUAAAGGCAAACGAAUACGCCCGAGUGCACGGGCUGCGGCCGUUCUCUGUGUAUCAGGGCAAAUGGAAUGCCGGCUUCAGAGACCUUGAGAGAGAGAUCAUCCCUAUGUGUCGGGAUCAGGGCAUGGCAAUCGCACCAUGGGCACCGCUGGGUCAAGGCAAAUUCAAGUCUUCGGAGGCGCGUAGUAGUGCUGACGCGGAUGGCAGUGGGCGAGCGUCUAACAUGAGCGAGGCUGAUAUCAAAGUAUCUGAUGCGUUGGAGAAAGUCGCUAAGAGAAAGAAGACUACUCUGCAUGCAAUUGCACUAGCUUACGUGAUGCAUAAGACGCCUUACGUUUUUCCUAUUGUCGGUCAACGGAAGGUCGAGCAUCUCAAGGCGAAUGUGGAGGCAUUGAGCGUGAGCUUGUCUGACGAGGACUUGACCGAAAUCGACAGUGCAUCCUCGUUCGAUAUUGGGUUUCCAAUGAACUUCAUCUUCCGCGACAAUUACACAACGAAUAACACUGCUGCCGAUGUCUCUUUGACCCGUGUGUCGGCUCAUAUUGAUGCGCCUCCUAAUCCUGCCCCUGUUCGGCCUCGAUACCUGGUAUGA